CUUCUAGCGAGGAGCAGGGAAACAUGGGAAUUAAUUUUGAUGCUUACGAGGACAUUCCCGUUGAGACGAGUGGUGAAAACGUGCCCCCACCUGUGAAUACUUUUGCGGAGAUUGACUUGGGCGAUGCUCUUAAUCAGAACAUUAGACGCUGCAAAUAUGUUAAACCAACGUCGGUCCAGCGGCAUGCCAUACCCAUAUCCCUUGGCGGACGGGAUUUGAUGGCUUGUGCUCAGACUGGUUCCGGAAAGACUGCAGCAUUCUGUUUCCCUAUUAUCAGUGGCAUUAUGAGAGGUCAAGGGCAGGCCCCCCUACGGCCCCCUCGCGGUGCCCGUACAGUCUAUCCAUUUGCCCUUGUUCUCUCGCCGACUAGGGAGUUAUCCGUGCAAAUACUUGAAGAGGCUAGGAAGUUUUCAUACCAGAGUGGGCGCGUCGUUCUGAAGAAAAAGCGUUUGGGUGGGGUUGGAGAGUGA
Messenger RNA from Vigna umbellata (rice bean), 470 nucleotides. NCBI's taxonomy places the organism in Eukaryota, Viridiplantae, Streptophyta, Magnoliopsida, Fabales, Fabaceae. The record is from RefSeq and is a predicted model, not a curated record.